AUGAGAAAAUAAGUUUUUUAAAUCUUAAUAGUAAUUUUUUUAUUAGUUUCAAUAAAUGGUUAAAUUCCAUAAAAUUGGAUUUAUUCUCCAUAGUAUAGCUACAUAAUAAAAUCAAAAGGAUAGUAAAGUAAUUUCUCAAAGAUAUGCGUAAGCCCAUUAACUGGUUUAAUUUUUGUUUCUGCAGGAGAUUCAGGAGUAUUAGUAAUCGAUCCUUAAUAGGCAUAUACUGUUAUUACAUCUGUAGAAUCAUCAGACAAUAUCAUAGGUUUUGGUUGUACAAAAGACUCAAAGUAUUUAUUCAUGAGCAAUAAUCAAUUUCUUACUGUAUACGAGUUUUCUGGUAAGGAUUUUAUAUAUUUAGGCUAAGAUUAGGUUAAUGUCUACAUUGUUGAUGUUAAAAUUAAUGAGAAAGAAGACACAUUAUUUUUAUUCCAAAUAGAUGGAAAUGUUAGAAUUCUAGACAUAUCGAUAAAAAGCAAUCCUGUGCUGGCUGGAAAUAUCAAUUGGUAAUAACAGUAAAUAUAUGGAGGACUUAUAACACCUGAUGAUAAGUAUCUAAUUUUAUGCUAGGACAGUGCAGGGCUUGGUAUUUUUUAGUUAACAAAAUAAAAUGGAAAAAUUAUUGGGAAAUUGCUUGGUGAAUUUUAAGGAAUCACUUAAGGAAACUCACAUGAUGUGUUAAUUACAAAAGAUUAAAAAUACCUCAUAAGUUUAGAUGAGAGAAACGGACUUAGCUUAGCUGAUUUUUCUUAAGUUACUAAUUCUGAUCCAAAAUAAAUUCCUCAUUAAUUCUUUUACUACCUCUCUUAAUGGUGGCCUUCAAAUGUAGCAGUUCCUUCUCCAUUUUCAUUUUGCUUAUCAGCUGACGAUAACUUUUUAUUUUUAGGAGUCAGAUCUCUUGGUAUCUUCACAAUAGAUAUAACUGAUAAAACUUCACCUAAGACAUACAUGUGGUCUUAUUUUCCUUUUCAUGGUAAUUCUAUUGCUCUAUCUCCAACAGCUAACUAUCUUUACUUCUCUAAUUCUAGAUCUAUUAUGGUCUUUAGGAGAAUGAAGCCAAUUUUAGGUUUGAAGUAUGUCAAUCUGUAUAAUGGAGCACAUUCAAUAGGAUUUGAUUAGUCAAAUACUAGAUACUACUGGAGAUGUGAUUAUGAUUCAAAAAGGUAAGUUUAUAUUGGAGCAUUUGAUACUGAUGGACUAUGGUUUAUCGAUGUUAGCAAUCCAUUAUAUUUUGAUGUUAUUCAAAAGUAAUAUAAACCUCCAGGUUAAAAUGCAAAUAUUGAUGUUUUUUAUACCAAAAAUGAUUAUAAAAUAAUGAUAACCUCAAUUAAUGAUGGUGCUAAUUUUAUGGCAGUUCUUGAUAUUUCUAAUUACAGAGAUAUAAAGGUGAUAUAAAAAAUUCCUUAUGGAUAACCUUUUACUGGAUACAUUAAGGAUAUAGACAAUAAUAUGGAAGAUACAUUAGUUGCUUGUGCAAUCGAUAGAUCUAUAAUUUUCGUUGAUACAUAAACUUUAGGAAGCUAUUAUGUGAAGGCAAAGUGGAAUUUUUUGACAAAUAUGAAAGGUUUUACAACAGGAGCUAUGCUUUCAUAUGAUGGAAAUUAUUUUAUAGGAGCUUGUAGGGGAUAUGGGUACUAUGUACUUGACAUAAGGAAUAUGUCUAACAUUUAGAUGGUAAACUACUAAGACUCAACUGGCGCUGAGCAAAUUUAUAAAUCAUUAACAUACAGCUCUUAAUUUUAUUUGGUAGAUGGGCUAUAAGGUCUUUUUAUAAUGGAUUAGACAAAAUUACCAUAAUUAAAUUAAUUUUCUUAAUUAGUAGUAGAUGGAUGGACUAAUGACAUUACAUUCUUGGCAUAAGAAAAAUCUGUAAUCAUUUCUACAAUGCAGUAAGGAUAAAUCUAUUUACUUGAUAUUUCUGAUAAUAAAAAUCCAUUUAUCGUGUCUAAUUACCAAUAUGGUGAAGAAAAUGGUAUGUUUACUUGCUCAAAACCAGAUUAUAGCAUAUUAUUUAUCAACAACAAUAAUUAAGUGAGAUAGUUUCCUAUGACUAUUUCAGUUUUUAUACAUACUGACUAUCUUGAAGUUCUUGGUUAUUCUGAUUCUGGUGAUAUGGUAUUCAAUAUAAUUAAUGAUCCAGAUACUUAUAAAUUUAAGGUUGGCUAAACAAUAAAGCUUAACACAUGUAUGUUAUAUUAGCCUCUAGACAUUGUAGUUAGCAGUGUAACUCUUUACCAAAAGUAGAGCUAAAGAGCCUUGCCAUCAUGGAUAUAUUUUGAUCCUGUUGAAAUUUCAUUGACGAUAACAAUAACAAAUGAUGCUGUAGAUCCAACAAAUCUACCCAAACCACUUCUAAACACAAUACUUUUUACUACUAUAAGGCCUUUAUUCGAAAAAGAUUUUUAGUUUAACUAAGGUAGAUGCACUACAACACAAGAUCAGGCAACAUCUAUAUUUCUUUAAUUUAAAUAAGAUGGAAUAAUAAAUGAAAAUUCCUUAGUUUCUCCUGAUUUAUCUUUUAACAAUGACCAAUAGAUUUUUAUCAGAGAUACUUUACUUUUUCCUGAUUAGAGUGCAGAUUAGAAAAUUUAUAAUGCUUGCAUCAGCAAUCUUCUGAAAAAUACUCUCUUAAAUUCUAUAUAAUAUACACCCAUAUAUUUAUUAAUACAUCCCUCUUUAUUUUUAGUGAUAGAUGGGUCAACUAAAGACUAUAUAUCAACUCAAGCAACAAAUGUUAGCAUAUAAAUUGAAAUACAUAAAUUAUAAGGAUAUUUAAUUUAUAAAAAUUCUCCAAGCAUAAAUCUAUAAAUAAACAGUGAUUAAAAUGUUCUGAAUAUAAGUGGAAUAUAUUAAAAUGUUAAUUAAUUCUUAGCAAGUAAAAUUAUCAUUUAUCCAAUCCCACCUUAAAAUUAUGAAGAUAUGCUUGCCUAGAUAACUGUUAGUGAUUAAAUGAACUAUCCUAUUUAGACUAAUCAUUCAGUAACUUAAUUUCCAUUCUUAGCAAAAAAGUAGAAUAUUUAGAAUAAUCCUUAAAAAACUUUGCAAAGCUAAUUUACUGAUAAUAUUUAGAUAUUAACAGAAUUUGGAUUUACAAUUGAUCCAUAGACAUUUAUUGUACCAGACUUCGAAGCAGUAAUUACCUAUGAAGUUUUAAUUCAGAAAGGAGAUAAAUUUUAAUAAUUUGAUAAUACAGAUUGGCUUGCUUAUAAUCAGGCAUCAUAAAAAUUCUAUGGAACUCCUCCUUAAAAUGCUUUCAAAACUAAAUUAACUAUAUAAGUAACCGCGUCUGAUGGCUAUACUAAAGUUAAAUAGUUAUUUACAAUAAAUGUAAAUUAGUUACCAGUAAUGUUUGUUGUAUAGUGGAUAAUAACUAUCCUGGGUCCUCUUACUGGAUUUUUGGGACUUUAUAAGAAUAGAAGUACUUUAUACAAUAUAUUUUAUAGUAAAAAAAACUAGUACAGUAAAAUAAUUUGCAAACCAAACGAAAAAUUUAUUCUUAAAAUUCCUUUGAUACUUGAAGAAUACUAGGCUGCUCUUUAAAUUUGUCAUGAAUUAAAUAAAAAACUUCCUGUUUAAAAAAUUUAAACUAAAACAGAAAAAACUUAACAAACAAAUAAAGAUAAAAGAAAAAGUAGAGUCAUGGCUAAGGUAUUUGAAGGAGUAGGAAAAAUUUAGCAAAUUGUAACAAACAAUAUAAACUCUAUAGCUUUUUUAUAUAAGUAAAGAAUGUAAUUAUAAAGUUCAAUUUAAAAUUAAAAUAAAAAAAAUAAAAAAUUUAUUUAACUCUAUUUAAAUACAAAUGGAGAUAUAAAUUAUGAUGCUUUCUAUAAUGAUUUAUCUAAAUAUGAUGUUAAGUUUUAAAUUGGAAAUAAAUCAGAAUCUACAAAAAGCUAUAUUGAUGAAAUAAAGAAUGAAAGUAAUUCUUUGUAUGAAUGUUUAAGAUUUUUAUUAGCAAGAAAAAUACUAUAACAAGAUUCAAAAAGCUAACUUGCUUAUGAGUUUAUAAAAAAAUAUUCAUAAAUUUAAGAUCCUUUACUAACCAAUAACGACUGGUAUAAGUGCUUGGUAAAACUAGAAUCGACAGAAGAGCUGAACCCAUCAGGACACACCAUUCCUUUUCCAACUUUUUCUCUUUAUUUUAAAAAAUUAUUUUAAGCUGUUAAUUAUUUAGGAAUUGAAAUAGAUGAAGAAAUUAAAAAUUUAAUAACCGAUGUAGAUAUGAAUAAUUUAUUAAAAGACAAAAUAUUUGAAAUGAUAUACAAUAACUACAAAGUCAAUUUGUUUCUAAUAGAAAAGGUUAUGUUUUCAGAUGCAGCUGGAAUAAUAGAAAAGAAUCCGAGCUCUCUUUUUCCUAGUUGUGGUGAAUCUAUCCAUAUAAAUCCUCAUGGAAUUAACAGUGUUAUAGCCUUAAGAUAUUUACCCUCAGGAUUUUGUUUUGAAAGCAAAUUAGGACUAGAUUAUAAACCUUAUGGCCCAUAAGGAAAUAUGUAACUUCCUUGUUGGCUUAAGCUGGACUUGUAGCCUGGAUUAGUUAUGCUUAAAGGAACACCUGAAUUUUAAAACACAGAAAUAGUUUUAAUAAGAUUCAUAUCAGAAGAGGGGUACAUUAUUAGGUAGUUUGAACUCUAAGUAGAAGAAGAUUUGCAAGAACUUUAAAAACUAAGAGAAGUCCUACGUUAAAGAAAAGAAUAGAAACAUAGAGAUUCUAUUAACAAGUCAAAUUAAAGAUUAUCUAUUUUUUAAGAUUAAUCAUCAAAUUUAAUUGUCAAAGAUAGCCAAAAUUAUUAAAACUUGGUUGAAACUAAAUCUAUGUGUCCAAGCCUUUUCUCGAGGCUAUAAAGUUCUAUCCCUAAAUAUAACUCAAAAGAUGAUAUUAUUCAGUUUGAAGAUGACGAAAUUUUGAAUGAGUAAGAUAUAAAACUUGAUGAGCAAGAUAAAUGA
Messenger RNA from Tetrahymena thermophila SB210, 4941 nucleotides. RefSeq names its product transmembrane protein, putative. Gene Ontology annotation, molecular function: calcium ion binding; protein binding. Gene Ontology annotation, cellular component: membrane. Lineage: Eukaryota; Ciliophora; Oligohymenophorea; Hymenostomatida; Tetrahymenidae. The record is from RefSeq and is a predicted model, not a curated record. The transcript has a single exon.